ACGGUCGUCAGUCACACACUCCAUGGUGAUGGCGUGGCACCUCGCCGCCGCCUGCGCCCCGCGCCUCGCCGUCGUCGCCUCCUCCGCCUCCGGGGACCCCGUCCGCCGUAUCCGGCGCCGCGUUAGGGGGUCACCUCCCAGGAAGACUCCCACGCCGGCUCCAACCCAGCCGUCCGUCGCGGAGGUGCGGCGCGCCAUCGGCGCCGACAACGACCCGUCCGCCUCCGGGAAGGAUAAGCAGUCCGGUUUCAUGAAGAUCCUCGCCUCCACGCCGAUCGGGCAGCCGGAGAGCGACGCCGAGCGCCGAAUCCGCGAGGCCGCCGAGUGGGUCGUCGACAACACAGAGGCGCGUGCACAGCAAGGGCAAAAGUCUGUCUUGGUGCUUUGUAUGAAGAUCUUUCCUCUGUGGUUCUUCCUCAUGCUUAUUGCCCUUGGAGUUAUAAAGUUACCGUUUGAUAUUCCUGGUCUGGAUAUGGAGAAUCUACUAAUGUAAAAUGUAAAGUGUUAGGUUGUUUCUUAACUUUGUUCUUCCAGCCAUAUGAGGUGUGGAUACUUGAAAAAACUGUGAUAGAUAUGUUUCACACUAUUGAAGUUACUUCUUAUGUAAGAUAUGAAUAAGUUACCCUUCAAAAAAAAAAAAGGAAAUGCGAAUAAGUUGUAUACUUGCUUC
Messenger RNA from Lolium rigidum, 670 nucleotides. RefSeq names its product probable NAD(P)H dehydrogenase subunit CRR3, chloroplastic. Gene Ontology annotation, biological process: photosynthetic electron transport in photosystem I. The record is from RefSeq and is a predicted model, not a curated record. Lineage: Eukaryota; Viridiplantae; Streptophyta; Magnoliopsida; Poales; Poaceae. Bases 23 to 493 code for a protein of 156 amino acids. Gene Ontology annotation, cellular component: chloroplast thylakoid membrane; NAD(P)H dehydrogenase complex (plastoquinone). The transcript is spliced from 2 exons.